Messenger RNA from Pristis pectinata (smalltooth sawfish), 9306 nucleotides. RefSeq names its product dual serine/threonine and tyrosine protein kinase (gene dstyk). Bases 96 to 2876 code for a protein of 926 amino acids. The transcript has 13 exons. Gene Ontology annotation, molecular function: protein kinase activity; ATP binding. Gene Ontology annotation, biological process: protein phosphorylation. Lineage: Eukaryota; Metazoa; Chordata; Chondrichthyes; Rhinopristiformes; Pristidae. The record is from RefSeq and is a predicted model, not a curated record.
GUGUUACCCGGGCGAGGGAGGCGGAGGGGCGGCGCCGAGUGGAGGCGAGAGUCGCUGCGGCCGGGCCCAGCCAGUGCCGUCCCCAGCGCGGGGAAAUGGAGGCUGUGGGCGGCGGCGGCAGCGGGCGCUACCUGACCCCGACGGCCAGGGAGCUGCUCCGGAUGCUGGGCAGCUGCAGCAAACACUCCUCGUACCUCAGGCAGAACCUGCGGGAGACCAAGAAGUACUUCAAGGAGCUGCGGCAGCCGCACUGCAUCAGCCUCGGGCCCCAGCCCGCAGAGCCGGGCUCCGGGCAUGCAGACGCCGACACCAGCAUCGGCUGUCUGGAGGGUGCUUUGUGCUGCAUAUCGUUCCCAAGGCAUGAAGAGGACUACCUCCAAGCAACAGUGGGCUGCUUUCCCUCCAUUAUGAUCCUGGGUCAGAAUUGCUGGGCCAAGUGUUAUGUUCUGAACAGUCUGUUGGGUGAAAGGCUCUUGCCAGUUGUCAAGGGCAGCAAUGAAAAUAAGUGUAAAAGGCGUCGGCUGAAAUUCACCCAUGGUAAGAGGACAAGUAUUAGCUUGGCUUUGCCUGGACAUUAUGUAUUGGUCCAUCAUCUUGCUGCACACCAGGGCAAAUGGGACACAAUUCCUGAAGAGGACCUAGAAAUCCAGGAUAGUGAAGAUCCUGCACAUCGUGCAGCUCAUUUGGAAGUAACAUUACACCAUCCAUUAUUGCAGGAAAUGGAUAUCCUGGUUCUCCCAUGUUAUGAAACCCAGGCGGAAGGGGGCACAUUAGAUGACUGUUUGAGACAUUGCAUGCCAAUUAUUGUCUAUGCUAUCAGUGAGGACCGUUUGACGGACUAUGAAGAAAGAGAGCUGGAGGACAUGAAGAAGAAACAUGCCCUACCGAUUUUCUUCAUCAAAGUGCCAAAACAAUUGUCAGGUCACCACCCAGAAUCAUGCUCGGGACCAGACAAGGAUCACCUAGUGAUAAGUUCAAAGACUGAAAAAGAGAAGAGCUCACUUUAUCGUCAGCUUACGAAGCUGGAGUACUUAAGUCCCACAGGGUGUGGAAUAUCUCACACCAACAAAGCCACAAGCACAUUGGUAGAAAACUUUGACAAGUUAAAGCAGCUUGGAGUCUUUGCAAAGCAAGUGGUGCAGAUGCACCUUGUUGAUGCAGCAACUGUGCUGAAUGGUGUCCACUGCCGUUGUUUAGAUAUCUUCAUCAACCAGGCCUUUGAUAUGCAGAGGGACCUGCAGAUUACUCCCAAGAGAUUGGAAUACACCAGGGACAAGGAGAAUGAGUUGUACCAGUCUCUGAUGAGCAUAGCAAACAGGAAGCAGGAGGAAAUGAGAGACAUGAUUAUUGAGACUCUGAGCGGCAUGAAGGAAGAACUUAUAGAAGAGGCAGCAAACUUGCAAUUCAAAGACAUGAUCAUCUGUGAGAAUGGUGAGACUGUUGGCAAUAAGGACAUUAAGUGCUGCAUCAAACAGAUUCAGGAGUUGAUUAUUUCUCGGUUAAAUCAGGCAGUUGCUAAUAAACUAAUCAGCUCUGUUGACUACCUUCGAGAGAGUUUUGUUGGGACCCUUGAACGCUGCUUGAAGAGCCUGGAGAAAUCCAACCAGGAUUCUGCAGUUAACAGUGUCGCCAGCAAUCACCUGAAGCAGAUUUUAAAUGCUGCCUAUCAUGUUGAGGUGACAUUCCACUCUGGAUCAACAGUUUCCCGGCUGCUUUGGGAGCAGAUCAAGCAGAUUAUUCAAAGGAUGCCUUGGGUACACCCUCCAGCUAUAGCCAUCGAGUGGAAAAGGAAAAUUGCUCAGGAUGCCAUCGAGAGCCUUUCUGCAUCAAAACUUGCGAAAAGCAUUUGUAGUCAAUUCCGCACCCGUCUUAAUAGCUCACAUGAGGCAUUUGCUGCCUCUUUACGGCAGCUUGAAACAGGACUUUCAGGAAAACUUGAAAGAACAGAGGAUCUCUGGCUAAAGGUACGGAAAGACCAUGCCCCACGACUAGCUCGUCUUUCAUUGGAAAGUCGUUCUCUCCGGGACUUGCUGCUGCAUGGUAAACCUAAACUUGGAAGUGAGCUGGGCCGUGGUCAGUAUGGAGUUGUGUAUCUCUGUGAUAAUUGGGCUGGUCACUCUCCCUGUGCUCUCAAGUCCGUUGUACCUCCAGAUGACAAGCACUGGAAUGACCUUGCACUCGAAUUUCACUACACAAGAUCUUUACCUAGACAUGAGCGGCUAGUUGAUCUUCAUGGGUCAGUUAUAGACUACAGUUAUGGAGGUGGCUCCAGCAUUGCUGUCCUGUUAAUCAUGGAGAGACUACACAGAGAUCUCUAUGCUGGGCUGAAGGUUGGUCUCAAGCUUGAAGUACGUUUACAGAUUGCCCUUGAUGUAGUGGAAGGUAUCAGGUUUCUCCACCGACAAGGCCUUGUGCAUCGAGAUGUCAAAUUGAAAAAUGUCUUGUUGGAUAAGCAAAAUCGAGCCAAAAUCACAGAUCUGGGAUUUUGCAAGCCUGAGGCAAUGAUGUCUGGGAGCAUUGUGGGAACACCUAUACACAUGGCACCUGAGCUGUUUUCAGGAAAGUAUGAUAAUUCGGUAGACGUGUAUGCUUUUGGCAUCCUUUUCUGGUAUCUCUGCACGGGGACAAUUAAACUUCCGGAAGCAUUUGAGAAAUGUUCAAGCAAGGAUCAGCUGUGGACCAAUGUGAAGAAGGGUGCAAGACCAGAAAGGCUUCCUGCAUUUGAUGAGGAGUGCUGGCAACUGAUGGAAGCUUGUUGGAGUGGUGACCCUUCACAGAGGCCCCUACUAGGAAUUGUUCAACCCAUCCUCCAAAGCAUCAUGGACAGGCUCUGCAAAAGCAAUUCUGGGCAGCAGCGAAAAGAUGGCUCAACGUGAAGUGUUGAAGGCAGUGCAGACUUGUAGGAAAUGUCCGUGAUGUUGAUGGGGGUGGGUGGGAUGGGUUAAAAAUGACCCAGUUCAUUGAGGCAGGUUUGUUUGCAUUGAACCAGUAUCAGUAUUAACACUAGUUUAGUGUCACUGUUUACCAUCUGCUAUGCAGCACAAAAGUAAAACUUGAUUUUUUUUUUGACUUGGUGAUGCAAUACUACAGCUGCUUGAGACUGAUGCAAGGAAUUCUUUGUUUUUUUUUCCCCCAGCAGUAUUUUUGAGCAAAUCUUGUUUGGGGCUAUGAGUUGUCUCAGAAUGCCAUAAAUAGAAGGUGCAGAAGGAAUAUUGCUUAUUUGUGUCUCCUCUCUCUCACUCUGAUCCAUGCAAACUACUGCUUCCUGAGCAUGUAUCGGAGUCACUGGUAACUGUUCAGCUGUUUGAUGUUGAGGGAGGAGAGGAAAAAUAACUUUAAACAUUGGGCUUUUGGUCCUUUUCCAUUUUUUGUUCUAAUUCUAAACAUUUUUUAUAUGCUGGCACUUAUUCGCUUGCCACAAAUAGUGUCACUUUGCACUAAUUUUACACUUCAGUUUGUUUGAUGACACAGAUAUUGGGAAAUUAAUGCAGAGCUGCACUAUUUGUUUUGUCUGCAUUACUAUGUAUGUGAAAUGGUGAUGAUGCUCAAGCUUUAGAAUGUAUUAUGCCACCUUAAUGCAUGUGUCUGGAAGGAAGAUGUUCCUUUUGCAAAAAAAAAGGCCACCAUCUACUUUAUCUAAAGCUUUAGGAUCUUUGUGUAUUAAGAUCCAUUUCAAAACAUUAACAAACACUAUCACUUUGCACAAUAUCAUUGUUCAGUUCAAUGAAAACUAAAAAGUCUGCUGAUAUAAAGAAAAAUGCUCAGAAUUGAAGUAUAAAACCGGUCCAAUUGUGCCCUUAGUCUCUGUCCUUUUAGUGCUCUGGUGUUUAAAUUCCAAAUGUUUGCCAUGUUAUAGAUUCGUUGGCUUUUGAUCUGAAAUCAACAGUCUCAAGAUGGAGGACAGAAGCAAGGUUGUUACAGUCCUUAUCUUUCUAUGAGCCCUUAAAAGACUUUCAAGGAAUUAGACAGUGGGAUACCUCCUGAUUUGAAUACCCUUGGAACUGUCUAGUAUUACACUACAUUUUCUGCUGUUGCACAUUGUUCCAUUUUAGCAUCAAAAAACCAAGUUGAAGAUCACCCAGUUUUUACUAAUUUCUGUAACCUGUCUGUCCAUUUGUCGCUCCAUAGCUACUGAGGAAUGACACAUUGGUUGACCAUAAGCAAACUUGGAAUCAACAUCAUUCCAAGUGUAUUUGAUUGGGCCUUUUAAUGGGAUAAGGUGAACCAACACCCACAUUUUACAUUCCACUCCAUUUUGGCAAAGUGCAAAUUGGAUGCUUGAUCAUCCUUCAUUUUGUGCGAUUGCUUGAAAUUUGUUUUCACUCCCAGGAAAUCUCUUCUCAUGUGGUCUUUUAUAAAAUAUAUUAUUUUUAAACUAUUGUGUAAUUUCAUUGUUAACUUAACUAUUUGAGUGAUAUUUGUUGCACUCUUGAGAUUGUCUUUUGUCCUUAAAGUUAGAUAUUAUUAAGUCUACCAUAUCUUUAAAUGUAGUCCUUCACUGUUUUAUUUCAGACCACAACAGUAUGAUUUUCAACUUUGUCACACAAGCAAGCUGCAUAGCAUGGAUCCAUGUUGGUUAUAUUUUUUGGGGAGAAAAAAAUUGGGCCAGAUGAGUAAAUGAGUUAGCCUUGUAAUAGUGAUGGAAAGUGUUGGAGGAUAGACUGAUUUAUUCUGAAAAUGAGCAACAUCUGCCCACCCCAACCCAUUUUACCACCUUGGCAUUUGUUUCCUUUUGCACUUCUGAGCAGAGGGGAGCAUUGAACACUCCACCUUUCCUGAAUCUGCUUGACAGUGAGAACACUAUUUUUUUAUAUAAACGAAUUAUGUGCUAAUAGCUGGAAUGGUCUUGCAGUUCACUAUUUUAAUCAUUAUGGAUUGUUCAGUCUAUGUAAAAUGCAGGUCUUGAGGUUUUUGUUUACCAUCCACUCCAACUCUGCCUUGAACUGUUCGCAUGGUUGAGAGAAGGAUUAGAUGAUCGUGGGUUUGGUGGACAGACAAACAAUGUUUAUUUUAGGGAAGGGGGUAUCUCUGGGCAAAUUUAACUGUUUUAAUGUAAGGGUGAAUCGGCUGUAAACAUCUGCACACUUGAUAUGAAGGCUGAAACUUUAUUUCCUUAAAUCUGUUCAUGAAAUAAUGGUGGUAUGAAUAGUUGUGCUGAUCCUUGUAUAGAAAUGCUACAUCUCCCAGAAGGAGACAUUUUUGAGUGGCCACUUGCACUGAGAGCUUGGGUCUGUUACAAAGACUACACCAACUUGGAUACAUGCAAAAACUAUCUUUUUAUUAACCACCUAGUUCUGUAUACCAGUAUUGCUUUUGGGGUAAGAAAAUUGCUUUUGUUACUGUUUGUUGCUGUUAGUGUUUUACAAAUCAUGUAAUGUAAAAACAAACUUCAUUAGGAUGGGAUUAAGUCUGAGGUCGCUAAUUUGUACAUGUCUAUUACAUUUACAUUUCAAACCUUCAUGUCCCACUUCUUAGAGUCUACCAAAUUGUAAUGGUUACAAGAGGCAUGGAUCCUCAUCAGUCUGUAACUUGAACACCAGACCAUUAAAAACACUACACUGCAAAGGAUGGUAGGUGGUGAUUCACUGUUGGAAUUCAAUACCAAGAAUCCACUAUUUCACAGCAAAGCAGACUUGUUAAUUGGGUGAAAGAAUGCUGGAAAUCAGCCAACUUUGAAAUUAAGUUUCAAGAAAGGGGGUUUCUGUGCAGGUCAGUAACUCCAAGAACUAAAAAGAACUCUACAUCUUUUAAUUAUCUGCGCAAAAUACUUUAAAACCCCUGGGGUAAUUAGUGGAAGGGCUCGGUGUUUGUAGGGUGACCAAUUUGUCCACACAAACUAAUGCUUUUUUUCUUUAAAACUAGCUUAAUAUUCAUAACUAUCUUUUGCAUUUUCUGGACUUCACUACUGUUCAGAGAUCAACAUAACAUUAGUCCUAAUAUCUAUUCUGAACAGGCUUUGAGAUUGUGUUGGGAGGGAAGAUAUUACUGUUAAUUCAGUCAUUUCAAAUAUUUUUUGCAGAAUCUAUUUUUUCCUAAAAUAGCUUGGAUUUCUGGUUUCUUUGGUUCAAUUUUUAAUAUUGAGAGUAUUAAUAAUUGAACCACCUACAUUGGAUGAAAGAUUAAGCUUGUGCAAGUUUACACAAAGCCUAUUCAUUAGCAAAGUUGUUCUUUCAUUUUAAGACCUGCAUGUGAUUCCUGCAUAGACUUAUUUCCUUCAGCCUGUCCUGAUGUGUUCCUUGAGUUAAGGUCAGCUUCAGCUACAUCCCUACUACAUGUAAACCGCGUAGAACAAAACUAUCUUUGGAAGUCAUGGGCAAAUUGGGAGCACAAACACUUAAAGUGAGGUUGGAAUGUGAUUAAAUUGGUGUUACUGCAGAGAAGGGAGAGCUUUAUUUCUCCUCCUGGCCCCAGCUGUACCUCUCCCUGUAAGUUGCAUCUGAGACGUAAGGAGAAGUAUUCAUUGUCUCAUUGAACAUUAAAGUUCCCUGAAAUUAGAAUGUUAUAUGGGAAACGGCACUUAAGAAAACAUUGUUACUAUUAAACUUUAAGAACGUUUUGGAAAAGCCAAAGAAAUUAAAGAAGAUUUGAGUAUAAUUCAUAACAAGCAAUUGAAGGAAUGUGAGGAGAAAGGGGCAACGCUGCCUUUGAACAAAUUAUCUUCAUAUUGAAGCCUUGUCGAGUCUAGUUCUCCAGAGUCACAAUCUUCAGCUUGGUUUAUUUCUAGUUGCAUUUUCAAACUGGAUCAUAUUUAUGUUCAGGGAGUCAUGAACCUUCAGCCAGUUUCCUCUUCUGUCAUCUUUUGAUGGAGAGCUUCAGUGGUUUAAAUCUUGAUCACAAUUCGUUAAGGAAUCAUCCCAACCUGAGCAUCCUGGCUGGGUUUGGUUUGAAUUUCUCAACUGCUUAAGCACCAUCUUUGGGAGUGAAGAUAUGGUCCAAGUGCAUUGGAGUGCUUAAGGUGCAAAGCAGAUAGGUGCAGAUGCUCCAUUUUGUGCCCCCUUGCUGUUUGUUGGUAAGCAUAUGAAGGGAAAAAUAGUGUUAGUGUCAUUAUUAUUUCAACAAAUGUUGUACAGUCAGUUGCAUAAUGUUGAAGUCAGAAGCUGCUGGUUUUUCUGAAGUAAUGGAUGAAAUCAGAUUUCUUUCAGUCAAAUAAGAUCAUGUGGAGAUUCCUGUUUCUCUUUUUGGUGCAUUGUCGUCCACACUUGAUUUUAGUGAUCCUUGAUCUUUGUGCAUUCCACAGAAACUAGCACUAAGCCAGAAUAUUCUGAACCUUGGAAUUACUCCAAACAGACAUGAGAGUGCACUUUUUAAACUUCGGUACUUUUCUCCUCAUUCCCACAAGUUGACCUGUUCCAGGUGGUGAGAAGUCUUGAUGUCAUGUUCAAGCAUUUAAAGCUGCUGCUGCUGGCAAAAACAAAGCAAAGUUUUGAUGGAAUUAUUAGUCUGGUUAUGGACUGGUCUCUCCCUCAUUAUAUUUUGUUAGUCUCUGUCAUUGUAUUUUGUGUGCUUGUUUAGCUCCAUUUGUGUUGUGUGUAAAGCAACAAGACCCAUUGCACUUGUUAGUUCUUCAUAAAUUCCUAAUAAGUGAAAAUGGGACUUCAUUACUCAAACUAUGGUUACAUGGAUACUACUUUGUGUUUGUGAGCUCCUUUUGGUCAGCUACCUGCAACUGGUUUGCACUAGUUUUUGAUUUUUUUUUAUAUUAAGGCACUGCUCUUCAUUCCAUUAGCAAAAGUCUAGCAUUAAAAAUUCCCAGGGUGGCAUGUUUACAUAUGGUGCAUGUUUUCAUCUGUCUUCCUUUGGCCAUGCUGAGUCUUGAUCCAUCUUUCCCUUCAUCCCACAAAGUAUUUAGGAUGUCCAUGUUCCACAGGACUUAACUGGACAUUCUACUGAAAUGUAACCAUCCAACAUGUCAUCUUCCUGCUUGGCCUACUUCCCUUCAAUGUACCAUGGUCCAGGUUCAUGCACUUUUCCAUAGGAGUGCUCAAUUCCAUGUGGGCAAACAAAGUCCGUACUACUAAUUGAAUGUGGUUUAUUAAUAAUUACGGCAAUCUAUCAUAAAACCAUAUUUGCUUAAAUAUAUUAAGUGGAAGUAUAUCCACAUCUAUUUGUAUAAUGCAUAUAGUUGUAAAUGUGGUAUGUGAGAAAGGAUGAUUGAUCUUAUUGCUUUAUUUAAAAUCUUUUUUGGAAAGACUGCAGUGGACAAUGGACAAAAUGAUGAGAAAAUAAUUACCCAUAAGGUCCCAUUUAUAUAACUUCUAGUUUUACUUGCAACUUUUAAAUCCUCUGCUAAUUUAUGACCUAUUUACUUUCAUCUUGAUCAUUGAUGCACAUGUUUGGGUGACAAGUAAACUCGCAUAUCAUCCCAUCACUUUUGAGAGUUUGGUCAGCAUGUUAGUUUACUCAUUUCCCAAGCUUUGGUGCAGUUACAUGCAAAAUUUGUCACUGCAGAAUUCUGGGUCUUUUCAUCGUAUCAUGGUUGCAGAAACAAUCCUUUGGAGAAGUUCCCUCUAACCAUUGCUAGUACUCUGGCCACUGACACCUUAACAUGAUUUGAUGAUAUAAGCAAGGAAUUGAGGCAAAGGGAUGAGAACUCCUGUAUGUGUGUAUUAUGUUAGCUUGUGAAUGGAAGGGUAUGUUCUUGGUAAGUGUCAAAAAUCCUGUUUUUUUUCCCCUUAAAGUCUUCCCUCUUCACUGCUCAAUCUACUCACCCUAAUUUACCCAAAUCUAAUUGAACUCAACAUCCUCCCUAGGCUACCUGUUAACAGGAAACCAAGAUGGCAUUAUAUAUAUCCUAUAUAGGUAUUUGGAUGUCUCCAAAUGAUUCCCCAUCACUCUCUUCCUUUAAUGGGGAGGGCAUGGAGGAAGUAUUUGAAGCAAUACCACAGUAUAUCCACUUUUGAGGGAGACCUCUGUGGGUAGAACUUGUUGGCUAGCUGCACAAAUCAUCAGCACAAUCUUGUAUAGAACAAUUGUUUUUUAUUGUCCUCCUGUUUGGUACAUUCUGACACACUUUAUUUUAAUGCAAAUGGUGACUAGACUCUGCAUCAUCAAGGUGAUCUUUUAAAUGCUAAAUAUGCUUGGACUCUCGUGCAAUGGAAAACAAUAACUAGUUUGGUGCAUAUUAAUAUUUUACCAUUGUGUAUUCCUUAUCUUCAAUUAUGCCAUUGGAUAAAGUAUAAAGAUCAAGUAAUUAUUUUAAAGUGUUCUAUUGUUAAAAUGCCAAUGUUCUCAAAUCCUUGUUUUAUAUAAAAACUGGAAAAAUGCACAAAAUACAAGGUGCUUAUAUAAUAAAGAUGAACAUUAACC